Zasmidium cellare ATCC 36951 is the source of this 1626-nucleotide messenger RNA. RefSeq lists its product as uncharacterized. The coding region runs from base 1 to 1626 and encodes 541 amino acids. The record is from RefSeq and is a predicted model, not a curated record. The transcript is spliced from 2 exons. Gene Ontology annotation, biological process: regulation of fungal-type cell wall biogenesis. NCBI's taxonomy places the organism in Eukaryota, Fungi, Ascomycota, Dothideomycetes, Mycosphaerellales, Mycosphaerellaceae. Gene Ontology annotation, cellular component: mating projection tip.
AUGGCUUCCACACUGGCCUCGCAAUGGCGCUCCUUUUGGCACACUCUGACCUCCAACGACCGCCAUGCCGGCCCCGACACCACACACCGGGCCGGUCACAACCCCAUACCGCAGUCCAAGAAGAACUCUUUAACGUCAACCAACACCAGCGCCCUAGAGUCAAGAACAGACCUCGAUCUCGAAGCCGGGAAUGGCUUCGUCAGCCACACGGGCGGCACCACCAGCCCUCCCUACUCACCCCCUGUGCGCCGCAGCUUACAGAGACAAGGGUCUGGCAUGGACAGUAGGAUGGAGGCCAUGGGCCAAGGCGAGAUUCAGAUGCAGAACUUCAGCGACGGCCUUCCACCGCCUCCCCCGGUAAGCCACUCCUGGAAGCGCAUUGAUCGAUGGUUGGAGGACAAUUAUGAGGAGCUCUUCGAGAACAUGGGUCAAGGCGCGACGGUCAACGACGUCAAUGAGUUGGAACACGACCUAGACUGCACGCUGCCACAGGAGGUUCGAGAGUCAUUGCAGGUUCACGACGGUCAAGAGCGCGGCGGAAUGCCCACGGGUGUCAUCUUCGGUUGUAUGCUACUCGACUGUGAGGAGAUCCUGCAGGAAUGGCAAAACUGGAGGACCGUCAACGAGGCGUACUUGAACGAUGCACAGCAGUUUGAGAUCCCUCAGGCACCCCUCAAAGCGUUUGCUGGGUCGUCCUCAUCAGCCGUCCCGGUAGCGCAAGUUCAGCAAUCAGCAAACCCGCGCUGGCGAGACGAGCUUCUUGACAAGCAGGACUCACAACCUCCAAACGCCAUCCAGAAAGCAUAUGCUCAUCCAGGAUGGAUUCCACUGGCAAGAGACUGGGGAGGCAACAACAUUGCGGUGGAUCUCGCACCAGGCCCGACCGGCAGAUGGGGUCAGGUCAUCCUCAUGGGACGCGAUUACGACUGCAAAUAUGUCGUAUCACGGUCAUGGUCGGCCUUCCUCGCAACCCUCGCCGACGAUAUGCACACCGACAAGUGGUUCAUUGACGAGGAUACGAAAGAGUUGAAGUUGGGCGAGUUCAGACAUCAGGGUGUUGAGCCGGCAUACAUUGACAUUCUGCGAUGGAGGUCAGACCAGAAGUUCGGCAGAAGAGUGCCCAAGAAGAAGCCUUUGCGAGUCAACAGCAAUGUUUCGCCAGGUGGAACUGGAUUCUCGCCAUAUGGUUCGCCCACGAAGGAAGACCGAGGACGAUCACCCCAUCGAUACAGCAACGGCAACGGAAAGCAACCUGCACAUGGAACUUCCAGCCCGAGAGGUCAUGUUGGAAGUCCCUUGGCACGUGUUGCUGAAGAGAGCUCACCGGUGCACGCACAGCCAUUGCCUUUGACGGUUGACACGAAUGUGGAGCAGUCGACCGAGAAGUUGAUCUCUGGCGUGGAGACUCCAGGAUCUGUCAAAGCAGGAAAGCUUGUGGCAGUGGACAGCCCUCGGCAACCACCCGAAGACGCGCUCAAUGAGAGACGUAGUAGCCAGCCGUUUCCCAAAAGCAGGCUCGGCGGUACUGUGAUGAGCAGUAGCGAUGAAGAGACCUCGCCUCUCUCGCCAGCGAAGGAUGAAGGCCUGCCAAGCGUAGAGAGCGAAAUGAAGGAUGUGAAGAUUUGA